CCUGCCGUCCCCCUCCCCACUACACACUCCUGUCCUACAACGGCCAUGUUGUUGCGUCUUGCGAUUAUGCCGCUCGUGACUAGCUCUCAUGAGCCUAUGCGUCGCUAACCAAAAACAAUUAAAUAUUGUAAUCCACUCGAUGUCGCAUGUCCCCCGCGUCAUUCGAUUGCGGUGAUUUGCUGUUCAUCACGCGGAUCGACGACGAAACGAGCGAAACGUAUCGAUUUCCGCCGAAGGAGCAGGCGGCGGAUGCGCACACGUUCGAACACCGGCGAUAACGCGUUCGUCGGGCAGACGCCAUACUGCACAUCCGGACCUAGUCUGUUUACACCCGUCUCUUCGAAAUCGACUCCACGUCCUUGGUGAUUAUUAAAUACCAACAUUGCAAAAAUGAGUGAACCGAAGUCUAAAAAAAACCCCACUUACGCAUUGGAUACUUUACUUUGGGUAAAACUGCUCAAUCGUGUUUGGUGGCCCGGUACAGUUGUAGAUCCCCUUACAAUACCUCAAGAAUUAUUACUUUAUGUGAAAAAAGUUGAACCUAUUGCUUGUGUGGUUAAAUUUAAAGAAGAUGAUAAAUAUCAUGUUGUUGGAUUAUACGAAGAAGUAUAUCUAUACUCGUGUGAUCGCAAAAUGGAAUUUAUUGAAAAAGGGUUCUCAUUAUAUAAGAAUCAGCUGAAAGGUUUUGCAGUGAUUGGUAAAUUUGACAUGAAUAACUUUAAGAAUGAAGUAAUAUCAAUGGAACGUCUGAUUGGAGGUGAUAUAUGUAUUUUUGAAAAUUUAAAAGAACAAAAAGAAAUAGUGAAGUCCAUUGUCAAAGAAUUUUUCACUCCAACUAAUACGAAAAAGUCGAAAAAGAAAGAAGUUGAAAGGAAAUCUUUACCCGCACCUAAACUUCCUAAAACUCUUAAGACUCCUAAUCAACCAAAACCUAAACCUGUUUCCAAUCCAAGAUCAUCAACUCAAUCACAGGUUGGUAAGAAAUCGACUGGUUAUACCUGUCAUUCAAAAGUUGGCUGUAGCUACACAACUAAUCGCUUCGAUAACUUAAAAUGGCAUAUGGCAACCCAUAAAAAUGAUACAGAUGUGGUUACGACUAAGAAAUCAUCAAACAGUUCUACCCCAAAUAAACGAAAAAAUGUAAAGACUAAAUCAUCAGAGGUUAAAAAACAAAAACUGCAAGAAGAGUUAUUGAAAGAUUGGGACAAUGACGGCGAAGAUGAUAAUGAAGAAAUCAAUACAAGCGGAGUACAAUCGUCUAGUAAUGUUGCACAAUCUUCAAAUGAAGAAGUUUUACAAACAUUGAUUGAUGUACAAUCUUCAAAUGAAGAAAUUGUACAAACAAAGAGUGAUGUACUAUCAUCUAGUAAUGUUGUACAAUCUUCAAGUGAAGAAAUUAUACCAACAAGUAAAGUUUUAUCGAGCAAAAAUGAUGCCAUACCAAUCACAAGUAAAGCUAUAUCCAGAAAUAGUGAAGUUCAAGAAACUAGUACUUGUUCUCCUACUAAAGUUUUUGAUUUUAAUGAAAAUGAUAAUAAUUCUGUUGUAGAACUAAGACAAAGUAAAUCUGAUUGUAGUUCUACUGUGGAUGAUGAUAUAAGUGAAACAUUUGAAUCUCAGAUAACUCCAGAUUUUAUAAAUAAUACAAUUUUUGAAGCAUCGCCAAGUGAAUCAGUUUUAGUUGAGAAACCUACAGAAAAUGUUAUCGAUAAACCUCAUGGAAUCCAAUCAAAUGAGCUUGCAAGUGAAAUUGAUAAUCAAACAAAAAGUACUGAACUAUUAUUAGAAAAAUCGGUUAAUACUUUAGACCAAAUAAACAAUUUUGAAAAUUCAUUGAGUGGCAUUUCGAGUAGUAUAAAUAAUUCUGAUGCAAAUAUAUUGACUGAAGAUAACAAUGUUGUUGUUGGUGAAUCUGAGAGUGAAUGUGGAUCUCUUAACAAAACUACUUGUCUAAAUAAAGGUAUUAACAUAGAGACUAUUGGCUUAGAUAUUCCAUUAGUUGAAAAUAUGUCUACUGAAACAGAAGACAGUGCAAUUGUUGAGGAGAAUACUAGUGACAAGGAGAUAGUUUCAAAUGAUGAAGAAGUUAAUCAGUUGAAUGGCACUACGAUUGAUAAGAAUAUGCCUAUCGAGAACUCAUGUUCUGUAGAUAGUACAUCAAAUAAAAUAGAUUGUGAAGAUAAAAUCAUUGAAAAAGAGGAAUUCCUGGAUGUUAUUUCAAAAGAUUGGUUUGAAGGCCCUGAAUGGGAAAGUACACGAUCUGCAACUAAAGCUAAUUCAUAUUCUGCUGAACUCAAGCUGCCCACUAGCCACAAGUGUACACUGCCUGAGUUUUUGAAGUGAGCUCCUCAAACAAUAGAACAGGACAUGUGUUCAGGUGGUGGUUUGAUUGGUAGAAUACCGUCAAAUAAUACAAUUACUGGGGGAAAUCCGAAGAUUGUUCACUGUCAAGUUUAUCAAGUUUUCGUGUAUGUUAGAUUUUAAAGCUUUAAGCGUUGUGUAUACCAUUUUUUAAAAUCUAAAUAAGGCCCUAUUAAGGAGAAUAUAUUAAUAUAUAAGUUGCACUUGAUCGAGAAAAUUAGUAGCUACACAUUAAUUUCUUCUUUAUCUAUCACUGCCAAACACCAUUGUGUUAUAUUAAUUUAAUUUUGGUACUUGUUUUUUAUGCUACAUAACAAAUAUUAUUGUGUUAUGUGAGCUAUUUCUGAUGAUUACCAGUUAAUUAUAAAUUAUUGUUUUAUAAACUUUUUUUUUCCUUCCUUUUAUUUUAAAUACAUUAGGUAUAGUAAUAUUAUAUUUAUUAUUUACUCUAGGAAAAAAUAAUGUAAAAAGACUGAUAAAUUAUUUUGAUUUUUAUAAUUGUUAAAAAAAAGUAUCAGACAACAGUUUUUAGUAACAUUUUUACUUGUAAAUACAGUUGUUUACAUAACCAAAAGUAGUCUGUACAUGGCAUACAACUAUACAAGACAAGUACCUUAGGUUUAUUUUUAUUGUGUUGUUGACUGUUGGUUUAUUUAUCAUCAGAGGAACAAAAUAUUUUAACUUAAUUGUUAAACAAUAAUUUGUUGUAAUUUUACAAAUUAAUUUUAAUUAACAUAAUAUUAUAUUUAGGAUCAUUGUGUAAAUAAAUUAUAUAUUAUAAUUAAAGUGAUAACUGUAUAGACAACAGUUCAGUUAUUAAAAUAACAUAGUUUAAUUUAAAUUUUUAACCUUAAAUCGAGAAAAUAUUUAAUUAUUAAGCCAGUGAAUAUGUAUAUGUAUAUGUAACACUUAAUAUAAUAUAUAUUACAGUUAAACCUGUGUAAUAUGGGACCAGAAUAUUAUGAAAACCCGACCUUGUUUUUGGACCAAAUGUUAAGGUCCGGCGAGUCUAAUGUAUUAUUUUACAACAUCUAUUAAAAGGAAAUCUGUCUAAAAUCAAAAAAAAAUUAUCGAUCUUAACAGUUUCCGUAUUACACAGGUUUACUGUAUUAAAUUAUAGUCACAGAUAUUGUAUGUUCGUGAGCUUAUAUGUUAUUGGUAAAAUGAUUAACACUUAACAAUUUUUAAAUGUAUUAUAUUAGCACAGCAAAAUAUUAAUUGGUAUAAUAUACUAAACAAUUGUAACAUAAUAUUAAAUAUAGUAAAGUAUAUUUCUAAAAUAAUCUAUUAAAAAUCUUAAGUGAAAUGUUACCAUUCAAUGUCUAUUUUUUGUAUUACAAAUGUAGAAUGUAUCACUGAUUAGUUUAGUUUUAAUAAUUUAGUCAAUUUACAAAUUACUGAUAGUGUUAAUCAUACGGUUGAUGAACUAAAAUAUAUCAAACAUUAUGUUUAUUUGAUACUUUUAGUUUGUGUGUAAUUUUGUACAGUAAUUAAAUACUUAUAAAAACUGUUAGAGGGAUUGACAGUUUAAGAAUGAACAGUAUUUUAUUCUAUGCCCUUGUAUAAUAUGAACCAUUUGUUGCAAUAUGAAUUAUUUUAAAUUUGUACACUAUACAUAUUUUAUUAUUAGGUAUUGAUAUUUAAAUUUGUUUUAACAUUAUUUCAAUAAAUACAUAAUAUUUAAUUCUUAAGAAAUUACAUUUAUAUUAUAUUAACUAUAGAACAUGGAGCCAAAAAAAAUUAAAAAUAUUGAUUAUGAUAAAUCAUUGUAAACAGUUUAUGCUCUAUAUAAGUUAAGGAAUGAUAUUUUAAAUUUAUACAUAUUUUAUUAUGAUAAGAAUUUAUUUUGUUCUGGAAAAAUGAACUUCAAAUUUAAAAAAAAUAACUUAAAACAUUUUAUAUACCUAAUUAUCAUAUUAUAGGUAUAAUAAUAUGAUAUUUAAUAAAAAGUUUUAAAUUUAUUAAAUAAAUCAUGUCUAUUUUAUAAUUAUAUCAACAUGUUCAAUUAUUAUUAUUAUUUGUUUUUGUGCAAAUGGACAAUUAUAUUUACAAUGAUCAAGUCUAUUAAAUUUUAACGUCGUAAAGUUGUACUGUAAUAUUUUUGGACAUAAUUCUAAUCAUUAAAAAACUAUUUUUUAUCUGUUCAAUACCUACGCUUCACAUAGCAUAAAACAGUUUUUUUUAUAAUAAUUUAGUAUGUGUUAUACCUACUACAUAAUUGAAAAAUUCUUGCAUUAUAUAUUUAUUUUCAUAAAUUACUACCAAUCAUUUUUUAUAUUCGAUUGUGGACCUAUGCAUGAUCUCGCAUUAAGUAUAUUACAAAUAAUAAAAAAAAAUCUGAAAUAAUUACAUUUCUUUAUGUAUAUAAAGGUUAAAAAGGUAUCGAUGCGAAUAAAAUCCAAAGCCACUUACCAUAUAUUAUCUCCUGACCAGACUUUCGGUGGUUUCUGAUCACACCGCCUUCUUCUUCCUUCACUGGUAUACCGUAACAUGUAUUAGGUAUUAUGUUUCUACUUUCUAGUAUUUAUGUGCAUUAUUAGAUUAAUAUUCCAACGUAUCUUACUAAACUGAAGGUGUAGGAAGGAUGGUCCGCGAGAUGAUUGCACCGAUAUCUUUUAUCUAUAUACACAGAACUGCACCUACGAUCUUCAUAUUAUUAUGUAUCAACUAAAUAGUCGAGUCUGAGAUAUUAUUAUUUACGAAAUGAAUAAUGAUAACGUAUUUUGAGAAGCAUAUUAAACGGGUGGCGUUUAGAAUUUUGCCUAUUGAAUUCUAAUGUUAUAAAAUUAAAAAUAGGUAGGCGCCUAUAAUUAAAGUAGGCCAAACAAAUUGUUUGGAAUGAUUUAAACGCUUGUGUCCCAAGUAUGCGUAUAAUAUAUAUUAUGUAUAAUACGCUUGUUUUGUCGUAAUUGCGUGUUUUUCGUUGUGAUGUUUGUUUUUUUUUUUUUGUAUUUUUGUUUUCAUUUUAUUUCGUUUUUAUUUU
This is a messenger RNA of Metopolophium dirhodum (rose-grain aphid), 5344 nucleotides long. RefSeq lists its product as uncharacterized. Bases 391 to 2343 code for a protein of 650 amino acids. The record is from RefSeq and is a predicted model, not a curated record. The transcript is spliced from 5 exons. Lineage: Eukaryota; Metazoa; Arthropoda; Insecta; Hemiptera; Aphididae.